Messenger RNA from Penicillium brasilianum, 2991 nucleotides. The record is from the annotation of a GenBank genome assembly. NCBI's taxonomy places the organism in Eukaryota, Fungi, Ascomycota, Eurotiomycetes, Eurotiales, Aspergillaceae.
AUGGGCUCCGUCAAGGAUUCGCAUGUCUCCGUAUUGGUCGAGUUCAUGCCUAUGAAUGUCGAGUCCCAGGCGAACUCGAAGAGCUCCCGACUAGAGAAGCUCCAGAACUCACUGGACCAGUUAUUACAGAAUGCCAGAGUCGGUCACUUGGGCCUUUUGAGAUUCCUGGGUUACUGUGUCGAUGACCCUAAUGCCCGUUACGCCUUCCUAUAUCAAAUGCCCGUCGAUUAUUUCCCAUUCCUCCAAAACCCCAGCGACCUUUUGAAAGAGCUCAAGCCUAUCCCUCUGGUUGCGCUCCUUCCCUCGGCUGAAGAUUAUCGCGAGAAGCGGAUGCCCAAUCUGGAAACACGUUUUCGGCUAGCAUACGACCUCCUGAUGUCUGUCUUGCACUUAAGAAGCCAGAAUGCCGUGCAUGGUAAUAUCAACAGCAGCAACGUUAUCUUCUUCCCUGGCCGAACCGAUGCUAGUAACGACGAACGGGGGCUUGCCCCGGAUAUGCGCCGUCCUUACUUAACUUCACCAGCGCGCUUCUCUGGCGACGGACCUACUCCAGAGCCACUGUCUACCGCGAUGUAUCGACAUCCUGAUGACAAGAGAUCCGUCGAAGAUGAGGCUGCUUGGGCUCAUGACCUUUACUCGCUCGGUCUAGUUCUCCUUGAGAUUGGUCUGUGGGCUCCCAUCGGCCGCCUCUGGAAGAUGAAGUAUGAUCGCUCCUGGUUCAAGCACCGCGUCGAGGAUCUCUACGUGAAGAAGCUUGGACCAAAAUGUGGUACAGCAUACCUCCAGGUUGUUCAGCUCUGCCUCGACGCUCCUAAUUUCCACCUCUCGACCCAACCCAUGACCGACCUUAACCUCCGUGUGCCUCAGAUCUACCACUAUCCUGUUCUCGAUUUGUCCGAUCCUGACGGCACCUUCUCCUUCUCGAUGAACUUCCUGUAUACCAUCUGCAAGGUCCUUUGGUCAUGUACCCGGAUUGAUAUCUUCUCGGCACCACCGGCAGAGGAACUGGACGAUUGCCUUCCCCUGGCACUUGUUCCCACCCCCGAACCGACGCCUGCUGAAGAGAUGGUUAACCCCUUCACGCUCACUCGUGAGCCGAUCAACUUGGACAAGCAGUUGCCCAGCACCCCGAAUGAUCAGUGGGGGAUCCUCCCCGAAGAGAAAAGUUUGGAUAAGCCAGCCAAGAAACGGACUGUCAAGCGUCUCCCUCACCUCGAUAUCCCUGAUGAACAUCUUCAAGAAUGGAAUUUCCAGAUGAUGCCUCGCCUUAGCCGCCUUCUACAGAAAAUCCUGAAAGAGUCCGACGAGUCCUGCGGUGCCACUCUCAUGAUGACCGGCGAGUCUCCCGAGACCGCGAAAACCACAAUUUGCGUGACCUGUGGUAGCGUCAAGAAAGUUCGAUCGGCUUUGAAGAAGCACUUCCCUCUGGACCGUGACGACUGGGACCUCAUCGUCAUUCGCGGUGACAUCGAGCGAUCGAAAGUCCCCCGCAACAAGCGUCGCAGGCCCGCUAAGACUCGCCCAAACGGAUCGAACGAGACUCCUUUUCGUCAGCGUGAAUUGAACCCAUGCUAUCAACAACGGCCUCUCUGCGGUGCAUCAAUUGGGGCUUUUCAAAACGAAGAACACCUGCCUCCCGUCUCUUACGGAGGUGCCGUGCUCGUUGACGGCCAGCCUUACGGUCUCACUGUGCACCAUAUGCUCGAGGCACCGAGUGAUGAUGAGGGUCCCGACGACGACGAGCCGGAGGCGCCCUUGCGCUCGACGGGCAAUUGGCCUCGGGAAACGUCUCGUGAUGCGUCCAGCGUUUCCAACCAAGAUUUCAUGUACUCGUGGCGUGAAGAUGAGCCGUCCGAAGCAAAUCUGGAUCUUGAGAUAUCCGAUUUGGAAGACGAUGAUACACCCUUCUCUCAAAGUGCCGAUGGCGGUCCCGAUGAAUAUUGGUUGUCUGAGGAUGAAUCUUCGGAUGAGGAGUCCAUCGAGGGUGUCGACGACGAGGAUGACGAUGCUGCCUCAGUCGGCGAUACUGCUGGUAUCGAGCCGGGGGAAGAGCCACGGCUGCUCGUCACGCAGCCAGCCAUCGAUGAUGUUCACGAGGACUUUUUUCCGUCCCCCGAAGACCGUGACGACGAACAUCUCGCUUCACACUCCCUUGGCUACGUCCACGCCUCCUCUGGUGUAAGGCGCUGGACGCGCAAGGGAAUCAAGCAUGAAAUUGAUUGGGCUCUCAUCAAGGUCGAUGAAAACCGAAUGGAUCCUCGCAACAUCAUCGUCGACACGACUACUUCCCUCCUGGGUCGGCCCGGGUUUGGACAGGGCCAACCGCAACCCAUUUUUCUCAAUCAAGUCGCUCAUAUGGAGGAACUAGGUGGCUUGUUUGUGCACUGCUGCGGCCGCACUAGCGGACUACAGACGGGGCAGAUAUCCAAAGCAAUGACGUUGGUCAAGCUGCAUGGCCGACACUCUUUUUCAACGAGUUUUUGUGUCAAUGGGAACUUUGGAGCCCCCGGUGACUCCGGCGCAUGGGUUUUCGAUAGAUCAACCGGCCGUGUCUGCGGCCACGUCCUCGCCUGGUCCGCCCGCUCUAACACAACAUACAUCUCGCCGAUGGAAGUCACCUUCGAGGACAUCGCCCGCACUCUGAACGCCUCCCUUGUCUCUCUCCCCGGCGACCCAUCCCGCGGCAUGGGCUACGUCGGCCUGACCUCUCCUCCCCAUUCCGGCGGAUACCACUACCAAACCCAACAGCUACCGGGCGAUUUCAACCGGCUAGCUGUUGGAGGUAUGCCCCCAGGCCCGCCCGCUGUUCCUCCACAUCCCCUCGCCAAUCCACACGCUCACCACCCUGGGGGCGCCUUCAUGCGCCCUCCACCUCCGCCUCCCCGGCCGCCUCGUCCGGGAUCCCAGGAACCACAUGUGUUUCGGGGCGUGAGUCCCAUUCCACCGUCGUUGUUGACUGGACCGAGGAAUAUUGAGCGACAACUUGCCUAA